This is a messenger RNA of Sorex fumeus (smoky shrew), 382 nucleotides long. Its product is annotated as probable gluconokinase. Lineage: Eukaryota; Metazoa; Chordata; Mammalia; Eulipotyphla; Soricidae. Bases 34 to 330 code for a protein of 98 amino acids. Gene Ontology annotation, cellular component: cytoplasm. The record is from RefSeq and is a predicted model, not a curated record. Gene Ontology annotation, molecular function: gluconokinase activity. The transcript has 5 exons.
GGCGACUUGACGACCCGGAGCUCGCUGCUGGUGAUGGCCGUGAGCGGCUCCGGGAAAUCAAGCGUGGGCGCCCUGCUGGCAUCCGAGCUCGGGUGGAAAUUCUAUGAUACAGAUGACUAUCACCCGGAGGGAAAUCGAGUGAAGAUGAGCAGCGGGAUCCCCCUGGAUGACCAGUUGAUGCCAAGAAGUGAAACUGCUGCAUCAUAUGGGAGCCUUAUUCUUUUUGGAGAAAUCUGCAUUGUUUUCCACAGCACCUGGACCAUACAAAAUGCCACCAGGAACAGGAAGAGCCUCAAACUGAUCAUUCAGGAUCUUGAUGAAGAAGUCUGACCAUCUGGUAGGUGGGCGGCCACGCAGUCUUUUGACAUCCUGUGGAAUCCAG